Molecule: messenger RNA, 746 nt
Organism: Tetranychus urticae (two-spotted spider mite)
Lineage: Eukaryota; Metazoa; Arthropoda; Arachnida; Trombidiformes; Tetranychidae
Source: RefSeq, a predicted model, not a curated record
CAAGAAUAUCGUAUUUUCAACUUUCUUAAUCCUACAAUAUACUCUUAAUGUUUGGCAUUUUAUCAAUAUUGAUAUAAGAAAGUCUCUUCAUACAAUACUGGUUUUUAUUUAUCCAGCUAUAUAUUUGCUUAUCCUGAGAGAGAUUGUCGAUGUUUGUAUCAAUUUACAAGCAGCAUUUAAAAUGGUCAAUUCAAAGGUUAAUUCAUUGGUAAAGAACCCACCAACCAAUCUGGAGUCACUGAUAUGUUUCCGUCGUUAUUACAGUUAUGCUGUUAAGGUAACUGAAUCAGUUGAAAAUUAUUUUCGCUAUUUUGUUACAUUUUUCUAUGUUCAAUAUGCUUGUUAUAACAUAAUGAAUAUCGUCGAUGCGUUUGGCGGUCGAUCAUCAAUGAAUAUUCAUUGGAUGUUUCACACCAUCAAUGAUACUCUAUUUAUGAUCUAUUUAACUAUUAAUUUGGUCUCAGUCAAUUUAUUAUCUCGAAAAUGUUUGGAUAAUCUGUAUGAGCUUUCAUUCAAAAUGAAAAGGUUGGACAUGAAAUAUGAGAAUGAGAUUUUCAUUGGACGAGUUUUAUUCACUGACGUUGGCUUCACUUUCGCGAACUUUUUCACCAUAAAUACAUAGUUUAUCACCUCAAUGUUGACCUUAUCGCUGACCAUAAUUCUGGCUUUAGCAAACUUUCUCCAUCAUUAAAUUUGACUCUAUUACAACGACCCAGAGUAUCUAGGUUUUAUUUUUGGUCAUUUGU